Macrosiphum euphorbiae (potato aphid) is the source of this 2082-nucleotide messenger RNA. NCBI's taxonomy places the organism in Eukaryota, Metazoa, Arthropoda, Insecta, Hemiptera, Aphididae. The record is from the annotation of a GenBank genome assembly.
AUGGAUUCCAGUGGAAAAUUAGAAAAGGAGCGGCAGAAUUUAGAAGCAUUUAAAGAACAGGUACAACGUAAUAACCAACUAUCAGAUAAAAUGGUCGAUAUCCUAACGUCGUUUGAAAAUAGACUUGGUAGACUUCAACAAACUAUACUGCCGAUUUAUAAUGAAAUGGAGAAUCUACAGUUAAAAAAGACAAACAUUGAAAAAACAAUGUUUGCAUUGGACAGAGUAAUAAUGUUCCAUGAUGUGUGUCCAAGAGUUGAAUCGAUUAUUUUAGGAAGACCAAAUGGGUCAGAUGGUUUGAAUGAGUACUUGGAUGCCAUGGAAAAACUACGUGAGGCACAAAACUAUUUUGAAAAGAAUAAUCCUCAAAGUGUUGAACUAGAAAAUGUGUCGUCACUGUUUAAGACUGGAGGAGAUAGUAUCCAGAGAGAGUUUAAAGAGAUCCUUUUGAAGCAUAGUAGACAUGUUCAACCAGCAAUUUUGAUCGAUAUUUCUACGAAUGAUGAUGAGUUGGUAACUGAUGAUUCAUCUUCUGUGAGUUCUAUUAGCCAUUUCUCUGAAAUUGUUUCCUCGGAUCUAAUUCGUUUAGCAGAUUGGUUAAUCAGUCAAUCUCGAGACGAAUACAUGAAUGUGUAUGCUAGAGUACGAGCUAACACUCUCACCAAAUCAAUGACUACUCUUAAAGAAUACCAGAAAACUGGAAGUGCUGGAAGCACUAAUAUGGCCAUUGGGCAGACUAUGGGUUCACCUUCAGUAAAGUCCAAAUUUCCCCAUAGAUCUGAAGUUACUGUCACUAGAAAAACUUCUAAACGUAUCCAGCACGUAUUCGAGAAAAAAGCUAAUCGUAUGUUUUUGAAAGCAUCUCAAACAUUAGGACAGUCGACCGGUUUGAAUUUGGGGAACAGGAGACCUACACUUAUAGAAAACCGCGAAGACAUUGUUGAUGAACAAGAAAUGGAAAAUUAUCUUAUUUCUGUAAUUGCUCUGCAAAAACUCAUGCAAGCAGAACUGUCACUGAUGGUUGGUAUAAUACCAAUCAAACAUCACCAUCAAGUAUUCCAAAUCAUUAUUCAAGAAAGCCUCGCUAAUAUUGUUCACGAAGGAGAGAGCAUAGCUACCAGAGCAAAAAGAUGUAUUCAUAGAAAAGAAUUUGCCAAUUUGUUUGUAAUGUUUCCAAUUUUAAAACAUUUGGCUGCCAUGAAGUCUGAAUUUGAACGUACAAUGGAAGGCUGUGAUCCCACCAUUAGAGGUCAAUAUUCAAUUAUACUCAAUACACUUCACUCCACGGGUGUUAGAACACUAGAAGAAAUAGUUGAAAGUGUGAGAACUGACAAUUCUAUGGGGUUGCCGCGAGAUGGCACAGUUUAUCAAUUAACUAGCGAUGUGCUUGUGUUGAUGGAACAACUUCUUGACUAUAUAGACAGUGUGGGUCCUCUUUUAGCUCAAGUGCCAUUAUAUAACAACAUGGUAUCACAUCAUGUCACUGCACCGGAAAAAUACAAGUAUCUUUUAGGACUUUAUAUCAAGAAAGUGUUGUCUCAGUUGAACCUAAUGCUUGUGAAUCGUAGUGACUCCUACAGCGAACCAGGUGUCAAAUAUUUGUUUCGUUUGAACAAUUGUCACUAUGUAGUCAAAUCAUUACAGAGGUCAGCUCUAUUAGAUAUAGUUUCUUUGACUGAACCUGAAUGUGAAAAUACCUACGAUGAGAUGAUUGCGUCACAUAAAAAGUCUUAUCAACAAUGUUGGAAUAGAAUACUAGGUUUCAUAGUUAAUUUGGAUGAUGUUCAAGUUGUAAAUGGCAGACUCAAGGAUAAGGACCGUAAUAUAAUCAAAGAGAGAUUUUCUGGUUUUAAUAAAGAAAUUGAAGAAGUACUCAAGCUUCAAAGAGGUUAUACAAUACCUGAUGUUGAAUUACGAGAAGGGUUGAAACGUGAUAAUAAGGAAUUUGUUUUACCAAAAUACAGUGCAUUUUAUGACAAAUUUUCUCAGUCGUCGUUUACCAAAAACCCAGAAAAAUAUGUCAAGUACACUCCAGCUCAAGUGUCUGCUAUGCUCGAUCGAUUCUUUGAUGUUGCUGCUUAA